AUGCCUCCGAUAUAUGUGAAAGGAGGAGUGUGGACGAAUGUCGAAGAUGAGAUCCUCAAGGCUGCCAUCGCAAAAUAUGGUCUUAAUCAAUGGUCUCGCGUAUCUUCGUUACUCAGUAAGAAAACUGCUAAGCAGUGCAAACAGAGAUGGGAAGAAUGGCUUGAUCCAAGGAUCAAGAAGAUGGACUGGGAUAAGAAAGAGGAUGAGAAAUUAUUGAGGAUGAUCAAGUUGAGACCGAAUCAAUGGAACUCGAUUGGAAUUCUUAUGAACAGGACGGUAAAUCAAUGCAUUGAGAGAUAUCAGCAGUUACUCAGUGACACGAUGGAGGGAGAGUCUACGGAUAAUGAUCUAAGGAUGGUUGGUAAUUUUGUGAGCAAGAAUUCCGAUGGAGAGUUGAAUUUAAAUGCAGAAAGCAAACCAGCACGGCCGGAUUUAGAAGAAAUGGAUGACGACGAAAAGGAGAUGUUGAGUGAAGCACGAGCCAGAUUGGCCAACACCCAAGGUAAGAAAGCCAAAAGAAAGGCACGUGAAAGGAUGCUUGAAGAAAGUAAGCGGAUUUCGUUGCUGCAGAGACGACGGGAGUUAAAACAGGUGGGUAUUAACACCAGGAUCAAGAACAAGAAGAAGUAUGCUACACAGAUGGAUUAUAAUGCCGAUAUAGCUUUUGAGAGGAGACCCGCUGAAGGACGGUUUGAUAUUAGUGAAGAGCUGGUGAGAAAUGAGACCGAGAAGGUAAACUUUGACCGAUCCACUAACCAGAAAGGUACAACAAACCAGGAAACAGCAAAGCAAAAGAAAAAGGAGAAACGGCAGAGACACGUGAUGCAGAAAGGAAGUAGCAGCGUGAAUAUAGAAGGUAAGGAGGAGUUGUAUGAGGAAGAAAAUGAAGAAAGCAUUAGUAAGAGGCCUAAAUUGAUAUUAGCUGAUGCCAAUGAAGAAGGAAAUGAAGAAGAAGAAGCGGAAGACAUUGACGAUAGAAUAUCAAAAGCCACCAGACGGAUUGACAGCAAAACUAAGGAAAGGUCUAUAUUAUUUCGCAAGAGGAACGUUGAAGAUGACACUUUAGUCAAGCCAGAGAUAAAGAGAGUCAAGGUGGGAGAAAAACGGAUUUCAGAGAGGAAGUUGAAGAAAAUAAGGAAAAGAGAGCUUGCAAAGAAGCUCGAACAGCUACCAAAGCCUAAGAACAACUAUGAAUUGAUAGAAAGAUCUUCAAAUGUGCUAACAGAGAAUGUUGGGAUAUCUGACUAUAAGAGAUAUGUUGAUUUCGGAGAGGUGGAAUCUGAGAAGGUUAGAAAAGAGCAGGCUAGGAAAGAGCUAAUUGUGGAAUUAACUACAUCCCAAGCUGUGAAACUUCAACUACCAAUACCAAGAAUACGAGAAGAGGUUAGGAAGAAGUUUGUCAAAGAUAACGUCAGCAGAGAAAUGGUGGACAUGAUCGAAAAGGAUUAUAAACAACAAGUAUUGAAGAAGGAUGUGAAAGAACAUUAUGACUUCGAUCCUGAGAAGGAGCAGAAAGUAAGAAAACAAGUUGAGAGGAUGAUUGCUGAGGAAGGAGAGUCUUCAGAGUACACGAAAACAGUAUUAGAGGAUAAAAUCGAUACAGAGGUGGAUGUAUCACUAUUGAUAGAGUUGAUCAAAUCAGAAUCGAAAGUAUCGGGAAAUCUACAGGAACAGUUUGAAUCUGUGGUGUCAGAUCAUUUAAAAGAGAGCCAAGAAAUGACAGAUUCUCUCAACGAGAAAGUGAACAAAUUACGACAGCUAGAUCAAGACGUUGAAACAUUUCGAAUACUAGCCAACGAGGAAGAUGCGGCCAUAGCUGUGAGGUCCCAAAGACUACAAAACGGCAUUGACAGGAUGAAUGAGAUAAUCAGCGAAUCAAGAGAGACAUUAUUGGAAUAA
Molecule: messenger RNA, 1899 nt
Organism: Brettanomyces nanus
Lineage: Eukaryota; Fungi; Ascomycota; Pichiomycetes; Pichiales; Pichiaceae
Exons: 1
Coding region: 1-1899 (632 amino acids)
Biological process (GO): mRNA splicing, via spliceosome
Cellular component (GO): Prp19 complex; spliceosomal complex
Source: RefSeq, a predicted model, not a curated record